GGGCGCCUCUUGGGCAAGUUACCAUCCACCGGUUAACCCAUUCGCAUGUAAAGUGGACACCUGACUCCGUGCCCAUAUUUGCGUCGGGUAAUUUUUUACCUACUUCAGCUCUCCGAUACUUCUUGCCUUCUGUCUGGAGUUUAUGAAGUCUCUGAUCAGGGUUAGAGAUACAGCUCAGUUUCUUUCUUUGUAGAACUCCAUUCUUUUUGAAAUGGGUAAACUUAAAAAAAUUCUGAAUGUUGAGAGUUCAUCAAAUCCUGAUAUCAAUGAAACCAUAGUGCCAAAGCCUGAGAUGUUGGAUUUUGAGUUGCAGACUGAUGCCAUGUACUCAAGGCAACUCGGGGAAAAUGUUGCAAGUUCAUCUGGAAGCAAUUUAAGAUCAUUUUUUACUGGGAUGGGAUUCUCACCUGCGCUUGUUGACAAAGUAAUUGAAGAAAAUGGUGAAGACAAUGUUGACUUGUUAUUAGAGAUUCUCAUGGAAUGUUCUGGUCCUCAAAAUUCAAACUCUCAGUCAUCAGAUUCUCUGGAUUGCUUGUUUGAUGACGAGGAUGCAACCAAUCCUUCAGAAUGUUCUACAUUUGUUCAACCAAAAGAGGAGCCAGAUAUUUAUGGAGUUGAUGAUGACAAAAGGGCAACCUUACUGAAGAUGAAUUUCUCAGCAAAGGAAGUUGAUUUUGCAAUGGAAAAGCUUGGUGUAGAUGCUUCAGUUGAUGAAAUGGUAGACUUCAUUAUUGCUGCCCAGAUAGCUGCAGAUUUUAGUGAGGAAAUAGAUGACAAGCUUGAUGAUACUGCAGAAGUAAAUGAGGAUAUUAGUAACGAAACUUUAUUUGGGACUAUGGAGAAGACACUUCAUUUGCUUGAAAUGGGUUUCUCUGAGAACGAAAUUUCAUUAGCAAUUGAUAGGUUUGGUUCAGAAGUUCCAGUAUUAGAGCUAGCUAACUCAAUUUGUGCAGAGCAAGUUGGAGAGAAGUACGUUAUAGAAGAUAAGUAUUCCUCAAAACGUUCUGGAAUGAAUCGUUCACGCACUGCAAGUGAUUGGGAAACCUUUAAUGUGGGUAUGGAAGGUAAUAAACUGAAAACCGAGGAUUUUAGCCAAGAUGCUGUCUCUCGGUCAAACAAUCUAAAUAUGGAGGAAGUUCAUAGGGGAAAAAGGCCAAAACAAGAGUACAUUGAGGACUAUCCUGACACUCAGUUUGGCAACAUUGGCUUUGUGGACAAUUAUCCUAAACCAGAAUAUACUGAUGACUUAAGUUCCUAUUUUGAACCUACAUGGGUGGAAGAGAAAGUUGAUGAUGAAGUUGCUGGAUUCAAAAUUCCCAAAGCACCAAAAUCAAAUUCAAGCAAGAGUGUUGAUCGAAUGGUAGCUAAACCUCCAUAUUUUUUCUAUGGAAAUGUUGCAACUGUAUCUUUUGACACCUGGGGCAAAAUAUCUCAGUUUUUAUAUGCUGUGGAGCCUGAAUUUGUUAAUACUCAGUUCUUCUCCGCAUUGAGAAGGAAAGAAGGUUACGUGCACAAUCUUCCUGCUGAAAGUAGGUUUUGUAUCCUUCCAAAGCCACCAAUGUCCAUAGAAGAUGCAAUGCCACAAAGGAAGAAAUGGUGGCCAUCAUGGGAUACGAGGAAGCAAUUGACCUGCAUCAAUUCUGAAACUAGUGGAGUAUCUCAGCUCUGUGAGAGGCUUGGAAGGAUGCUUAGUGAUUCUGGAGGUUUGCUUCCAUCUGAACGGAAUAAGAGAGACAUUCUUCUUCACUGCCACAAAUUAAAUCUUAUAUGGGUAGGUCCGAACAAACUUGGCCGUAUAGAGCCAGAGUAUUUGGAAAUAAUUCUAGGUUACCCAUUGAAUCACACUCAAGCUACGGAGAGUAACUUAACUGAAAGGCUUCAUUCACUUAAAUACAGCUUCCAGAUAGACACUUUGGGGCAUCAUCUCUCUGUAUUGAAAUCUAUGUUCCCAGAUGGAGUAACAAUGUUGUCAAUUUUUAGUGGAAUAGGUGGGGCAGAAGUUGCCUUAAACCGGCUUGGAAUCCAUAUGAAGGGCGUUGUCUCGGUGGAAAUUAGUGAAACAAAGCGGAGAAUUCUAAGAAAGUGGUGGCAAAUUAGCGGCCAAACUGGAGAGCUAGAGCAGAUAGAAGACAUCCAAAAGCUAAACAGCAACAAGAUUGAUAAACUGAUUGAGAAGUAUGGUGGUUUUGACUUCAUCAUCUGUCAGAGCCCAUGCACUCACUCUUCAAGAAGUCCUAAAAUGGGCACACAGGGUGAUGAAGCAUCGGGUUUUGACUUCUCAUUGUUUUGCGAGUUUGUUCGUGUUUUGCAACUUGUAAGGAGUCUAAUGGAAAGAAAGAGGUAACCAAUUUUCCUUUGUAUGUUUAUUUCCAGUAUGUUUAAUAAUAACUAUCUUUUCAAACUCUAUAAGGUCUCACUUUGAGGAAAACAGUGAAAGAGAUCCCACAACUCGGAUGUGUAAUUUUUCUUUGGAUCCCUGUACUGUGCACGAAUCUUUCAUCCUCACUAAGCUACCUUCUGUUACUUUUUAUUAUAAUCUUUAAAUAUAGAAGUAGAAUGAAGUUGGUAGAA
This is a messenger RNA of Hevea brasiliensis (rubber tree), 2571 nucleotides long. RefSeq names its product probable inactive DNA (cytosine-5)-methyltransferase DRM3. Gene Ontology annotation, cellular component: nucleus. The transcript has 11 exons. Gene Ontology annotation, molecular function: methyltransferase activity. The record is from RefSeq and is a predicted model, not a curated record. The coding region runs from base 212 to 2344 and encodes 710 amino acids. NCBI's taxonomy places the organism in Eukaryota, Viridiplantae, Streptophyta, Magnoliopsida, Malpighiales, Euphorbiaceae.